AAACUCGCCAACUCCGCCCUCGUCUCCGCGGGAUCCCGGAGCCUGAGCCGGCCUGGGGCCGAGGCCGCCCGAGCCGCGAGGCGAGCGAACAUGGCAGCAAAAUGAGGAGGCUGGCUCCGGGUCGUGGCCGCCGCUGCAGCGCUGCAGCUUGAGAUCCCCGUCCGGCGCGCUCCGGGCCGCAUCCUUAGCCGGCCUCCUGGCGGUCGCGGGAUUAUUUCAUUCCGAGCGGAGGGCGAGGGAUAAAGGAGACUCCCCAGCGGAGCGGGUCCGUGCCCAGACUCUGGGGCAGGGUGUAGACGUUUGUGUGUGCGAUUCGCCGGCUGCGCAAACGACGCGGGAGAGAGACGGUCCCGGGCUGCGGCGGCGCGGCCGCGGGGAUGAGCCGGCCAUGGAGCGGCCUUGGUGGGGCGCACGCAGCGGACUGGCGCUGCCGCCGGAGCGCCGCCUGAGCCGGGGCUCCAGGGGGCUUCGAAGCCUCCGGCGCCCUGGGGGGGUCCCUGUCGCCGACUCCGGGAAGGACGCAAGCCCCGCGUGGCGGACACUGCCGCAGUCACCGUACUGAGGCGCCCCGAGCUUGCUCCGCCUGCAGCUCGGUGCGCGCUGGGCACCCGGGCGCCUUGCCCGGUGCACGGCGGCUGGCGCACAGCGGCUAGAUUGGCUGCUGGGGCCGGGUGCAGGACUAGCUGGAGGUGGGUGUGUGCGCGUGUUGGACUGGAGAUCCGAGUAGAAGCAGAACCAGGCGGCUCUGAGCAGCCAUGCUUCCCGGGGUGGGCGUGUUCGGCACCAGCCUCACGGCCCGUGUCAUCAUCCCGCUGCUAAAAGACGAGGGCUUCGCGGUGAAGGCGCUGUGGGGCCGCACGCAGGAAGAAGCGGAGGAGCUGGCCAAGGAGAUGAGUGUCCCCUUCUACACUAGCCGCAUUGAUGAGGUGCUGCUACAUCAGGACGUGGACUUGGUGUGCAUUAACCUGCCGCCGCCUCUCACCAGACAGAUCGCUGUCAAAACCCUAGGCAUCGGCAAGAACGUCAUAUGCGACCGCACGGCCACGCCGCUGGACGCCUUCCGCAUGACCUCAGCCGCCCACUACUAUCCCAAGCUCAUGAGCAUCAUGGGCAACGUGCUGCGCUUCCUGCCGGCUUUCGUGCGCAUGAAGCAGCUGAUCGAGGAGGGCUACGUGGGCGAGCCGCUGGUGUGCGAGGUGCAGGUGCACGGCGGCAGCCUGCUGGGCAAGAAGUACAACUGGAGCUGCGACGACCUGAUGGGCGGCGGUGGCCUGCACUCCGUGGGCACCUACAUCAUCGACCUGCUCACCUUCCUCACCGGCCAGAAGGCCGUCAAGGUCCACGGGCUGCUCAAGACCUUCGUGAAGCAGACUGACCACAUCAAGGGCAUCCGCCAGAUCACCAGCGACGACUUCUGCACCUUCCAGAUGGUGCUGGAGGGCGGGGUGUGCUGCACCGUCACCCUCAACUUCAACGUGCCCGGCGAGUUCAAGCAGGAUGUCACUGUGGUGGGCUCCGCCGGGCGCCUGCUGGCCGUGGGCACCGACCUGUACGGGCAGCGCAACAGUGCCCCGGAGCAGGAGCUGCUGGUGCAGGACGCUACACCGGUAAGCAACUCCCUGCUUCCGGAGAAGGCCUUCAGCGACAUCCCCUCGCCCUACCUGCGCGGCACCAUCAAGAUGAUGCAGGCGGUGCGCCAGGCCUUCCAGGACCAGGACGACCGGCGCACGUGGGACGGGCGGCCCCUCACCAUGGCCGCCACCUUCGACGACUGCCUGUAUGCCUUGUGCGUGGUGGACACCAUCAAGAGGUCCAGCCAGACGGGGGAGUGGCAGAACAUUGCCAUCAUGACCGAGGAGCCGGAGCUGAGCCCUGCCUACCUGAUCAGCGAGGCCAUGCGCCGCAGCAGGAUGUCCCUCUACUGUUAGCACAGACUGAGAACCUCGGGGACUUGAGCCUUCUGCAGGGGAUAUCCACAGAGAGGGAAAGGCCGAGGGGAGAGGGUGGCCAUGGGGAAUGUGGGGAUCAGGGAGGUGAAAGGACAGUGUGAAUAAAUGACAUGUAGGAAGGUAAACUUCAGUCCCGGUGACUGAUCCCAAACCAGACUGUUGGUGGGCUGGGCUCCUAGCCUGGAAGCAUUCAGGAGAGCCUGCCAUUCCUGGGAUGAUCCUUGCUGGGUAUUUGCACAGGAGUGGUUUGGUGUAGCUGCCUCUGCUGCCCUUUACUGUGACAAGCAAGGAGGGGUUGCUUCCCUCCCUACCUCAUCCACCCGACACACCUUGGCCUUCUGCAAGCCAAAUGGUUCUGCAGGGUCAAGACACUAGUACCAGAUGGCAAGCUCAGUGCCCGGGACACCCACUGCUGGCAGGAGAAGGCCCAUUUUCACAGUCCGCAUAAGCCUGUUAGGCUGGGAUUGGGGGCAGGAUGGGCUGGUGAGAAAGUUCAAAUUCCAGGAAGCUACUUUUAUUGGAUAUAAGGUAUCUAAAGGCAAAAGUACUUAGAAGCGAAGUGGCCACCUUUUGACUGAUUGGGCUGAGGGUGUGUCUUUGCACUUGGUUCAUUGCCCUUCACCUGGUGGAGAAAGAGAGGUCAGAAAUAGUAAGCAAAAAGCAGGACUCCCAGAAGCCACAAGGAAGGAGCACAGGCUGCACCAAAGCAGGGGCAGCAGAGAAUAAAAUAUCUCUUUGAACUUGUCAACAAUUAAAAAACUGAAAGGAGUCACCUUAUAACACUAUUUCCAGUAAAGGUGGAAUUGAGUGUCUGAGGGAUUAUUGAGGUGUUAAGGUAGCCCUGCCACAUGACUCUCCAGGCAGGGCCAAGGAGAUAGCACAAAGUAUGGGUUUGACCCUAAGCUCAUAUGCUGCCCCCAAAGACUGGGAACGGCUGUGUGCCUCAGUGUUACAGUGUGAAUUCCUAAACAGGGUAAAGUGAGCCUAGCCAGGGAGGUGUCUGGGGCUCCAUCACCCAUCUCUCCUACCAAGCUGGGCAAGAGCUUUUAGGAAAUCCAUCCAGCUUUGUGGAUUUAAAAAGGAAGCCUUCAGUUCCAAUUAGAAUCCCCUUUCCUUAAAAAUCAAUCAAUCAAUCAAUAAGUAUUUUCCUUAGCUCCAGCAUUUGCUUUCAGGAUUCUGACACCUGAGAAUUUGGGAGUAGGUAUUAAGCAAAACAAAAGGAUAACAAGGAACAUUAUUCCUAGUGUUUCUAAAAUGGGGGUUUAGAACCCCCCAAGGGGCCAUUCUUAGGCUUGAGAAGGCUAACGUUGGAAAAAACAUAUUCUUCUCAUUGGUC
Molecule: messenger RNA, 3285 nt
Organism: Cercocebus atys (sooty mangabey)
Lineage: Eukaryota; Metazoa; Chordata; Mammalia; Primates; Cercopithecidae
Gene: GFOD1
Product: glucose-fructose oxidoreductase domain containing 1
Exons: 2
Coding region: 756-1928 (390 amino acids)
Molecular function (GO): nucleotide binding
Source: RefSeq, a predicted model, not a curated record